Dichotomopilus funicola is the source of this 174-nucleotide messenger RNA. RefSeq lists its product as uncharacterized. The coding region runs from base 1 to 174 and encodes 57 amino acids. The transcript is spliced from 2 exons. The record is from RefSeq and is a predicted model, not a curated record. NCBI's taxonomy places the organism in Eukaryota, Fungi, Ascomycota, Sordariomycetes, Sordariales, Chaetomiaceae. Gene Ontology annotation, cellular component: membrane.
AUGCCUUUCACCUGUAGCGACAUCUGCAAGCUUAUCUUCGCCGUCAUCCUACCUCCUCUUGGUGUCUUCCUUGAGCGCGGGUGCAACAUGGAUCUGCUCAUCAACAUUAUAUUGACCUGCCUCGGGUACCUGCCUGGUAUCGUCCACGCCUGCUUCAUUAUUUGUAGAUAUUAA